Lytechinus variegatus (green sea urchin) is the source of this 2524-nucleotide messenger RNA. It is a transcript of the gene c9orf135, whose product is annotated as protein C9orf135-like. The record is from RefSeq and is a predicted model, not a curated record. The coding region runs from base 110 to 772 and encodes 220 amino acids. Gene Ontology annotation, cellular component: plasma membrane. NCBI's taxonomy places the organism in Eukaryota, Metazoa, Echinodermata, Echinoidea, Temnopleuroida, Toxopneustidae. The transcript is spliced from 5 exons.
GUAAACAAACAACAUUCACAAGCGCAUGUGUGUGAAGCCAAGUUUUGCCAGUCACUUCAGUCAAUGAACACUUCUUGGUAAUUCAUUAUAAUUUCAGCAAAUUGACAAGAUGAACAGCUACAUUAGCCUUCCAGAUUACGUGGAGCGCAAAGGAUCUUUAUUUUUGCGAUCAAACCACAUGAAUUAUAGUCGACCAACUCUAAAUUCUAAUUGGCACCAAUCCAGGGAAGCUGAACCCAAGGAUUAUGAUAUUAAUGAUUUUGAGAAACUACAGGACAGGAAACUUCAUAACACAACUUACAAGAGAAUCGGUGAUGUCACAGAUGGGUCAUUCCCAUUGACCACAACACAAGACCAUCUGGAGCAGGCCAAUUUAAAGAAAGAUUUUGAAGAGCAAGAGCCAAGAAAACCAAUGGUCAAUGUUGCAACUAUCGCACAUGCGGAUUUAGAUAGGGAUACUGGUAAACCCAAGACAGGCUUUGGAGCAGUUUUACCGAGGCACAAUCCAGAACAUGACAAGCGCCAUCUUGAGACGACAAACCGUGCAGACUACAAGCCACCCUAUCCAUACACAGCAGCACCGGAGCAACUUCCGGACUUUGCAGACAACUCCAACGCGUAUCGCAAGUGCCACAGCCAAUUCACGGACACUGCUGACUUCCGUCGCUUUGGCCGAAAUACGUUCCAGGACGAGAGCGGAAUUUAUGGGAACACGCAGCUGAAGAGGAACGUUUACCAAACGACAAACACCAUCCCAAAAGUAUUAGAAUGAUGAUGGGACUGGUUGUAGAGACUAUAUAUAUAUUUUUUUUCAGUUGAGAUUCUACUUGAUGGAGAAGGACUAUAUUUGACAUCAAGUUUAAGUUUCAUGCUGCUAGUCUCACCUUGAGGAAAGUGUUACUCUUAUUUCAUCUUUUAAUUGAGUGUCUUCAGAAAAUGAAAUAAAUUUCAAAAAAGACUUCCAAGAGAUUGAUAUAAUGCUGCUGAUGAUCAGUUCAAUAUUGGCACAAUGUGCAAUGUUUUCAGAACAGAAAAACAAAAAAUGAACUUUAAGUCGGUUUCCAGGAGAUGUUAAUGAUGCAGAUGAUCAUUAGAAUUGCUGUUGGUCCCUAAUUGCAAGGUACUACUUACCGCAAGAAAGAAUUACAAACCAAAAGCAAAUCGAUGCCUUCUUUGGAGGAAGUUUACAGAUGGAAGUACAAAAGAAAAGUCUUUAUGAUCGAGAUUAUCAAAAAUCUUGUAGCAGCAUACUAGUACAUGAACCUUGAUAAUGGAAUAGACUUCUACUACUUUACAUUAUUCAAAUUCAUGUAUUCCUGCUUUACUACAUGUAUAUGGUAUGAUGAUUGGAUGUUUCUGUAUUCUUCCUGCUGGUAUACAUAUAUUGUCAUUGUUCUAAUGAAGUUUAAAAGCCCAAAAUUGUAUGUUUAUUUUAUUGUAUUGAGACUGCCAAAUGCCUCUAAUCUCACAAGAUAAUUUCAGUCUUUAAAUCCAGCCUCACUGUAGUAUUCAUUAGAUAUUUUAUAUCAUGGUUUUACAAGUUGAAAUUAAAUAUUCUUACAUCCCUCCAAUGUAGAUUUUCACACCAUUCUCAUGGUUGUCUUUUAUUUAUUUAUUUUUUUUUUUUUUGGGGGGGGGGCAAUGAAAAUCUCAUGCAAUAGUUUGUAAAAAUGAUGACAAGGCCUGAUGGUAACAAUAUGAUAUCAACAAAUUACUUAGAGCUGAAGAAGAUUGUCAAUGUAAAAAUGUAUACUCUACUACCAUCUGUCUGUUUUUUCCUUCAAAUUGGAAUUUGAUUGACUAUAAAUGGCGAAAUGCACAGGCAAUUUUCCAAAGUCUGCAGACUUUUCAUAUCUUUUAGCCCGUCCAAAAUAUGUCUGUUUUCAGGUCAGUUUAUGUUUAAUGUUGUGCAGUAUAUUUAAUGAGGUCACUAGCUGCUAUUCUUGUAUGUAAAGUUUUAUCCGUCCUUCAUUAUUUCUCAAUAUAUGAUAGUGUCUUAUUUGUCAGUACUUCCAGAUAUGCAUGAUAUACACGAUGAUGAUAUGUUCAUUUAGGAUGAAAUGGUGAAUGUGAAUACUUAUGAAUCACUGGCGGAUCCCGAGGGGGGGGAGCGCACAGCCGGCCCGUGCCCCCCUUUUUUAGAGGCACAAUUAAAAUUUUUUAUGUAAAAAUUCCCUUAACACAGAAGUGUGCCCCUCCCCCUUUUCAAAAGAGAAGUCCCUUUUUUUUGCUUGUCAAAUUUUUUCGUGGACGAAAUCCCCUUAAUUUUUGGUUGAAACCCCUUUUUUGUGCCCCCCAUAAAAAAAAAAUCUGGAUCUGCCCCUGUUAUGAAUGACAUAUAUUUAAUUCCUGACAGCUUUGGUUUUGUAAUUUUCACGGCUAAUCAAGCCCUCUACUAAGAAAAUUUGUCAGAUCAUGUUGGACAAGCAGAUAUAUUUAGUAUCUUUAUACUUAUAUGAAACAAAGAAAAAAAUCAUUAUGAUAUACUCUAUUUGAAAGCAAUAAAACAAUGAAUGAAUAUGAA